ACGGGUUUCGGGUGUCUGACUUCUGCCUGAGCAGAAAGACGGUCUCCCUGAGUCAAGUGCGGACUGUGCUGUUUUCUACAAAAAUGCUUUUUAAAGUCCGGCCCGCAGCAAAGGAAGACUGCAAAGAAAUAUCGAGAAUGAUAAUGGAGUUGUCAGAUUUUGAAAAAAUGACGGACCAAGUGAAUAUAACUCAUGAAGAACUGGAACGGGACGGUUUCUGCCAAAAUCCUUUCUUUGAAUGCCUCGUUGCUGAAGUGCCGGAGGAGCAUAAAUCUAAAGAAGGAUUCACAGUGGUCGGAUACGCCCUUUACUUUGACAGCUACAGUACAUGGGUGGGGCGGUCAGUGUUUCUGGAGGACCUGUAUGUGAUGGCAGAAUUCAGGGGAAAGGGCAUUGGCAAGGGCUUACUCAGCAAAGUUGCUGAGGUGGGGAAGAAGAAGCAGUGUGUGCGGCUGCAGUUGACUGUGUUGGACUGGAAUACCCCGUCUCGAGACUUCUACGCUGCUAAAGGAGCUCAGGACCUCACCGCCAGCCAAGGCUCGCACCUUCUACGUUUUGAUGGACGAGAUCUGGACAAUUUAGCAAAUGAAGCUCCUGAAGAUUAGACAUUUUCCAAAAGGAAACGUGUCUACUAUGCAUAAAUAUGGUUGUUUAACAUUCAACCUGAAGACAGCGCUAACAUAUGCUUCAGUGAACCCAAUUCCUCACUAGCUUGUCUUUCUCCUAAUUUGACACAAUCUUGUUUCAUAUUAUUCUCAAGGAUUUUUGUAUUUUGAAAUUUGAUUUUAAAUACUUUUUUUUUUCUCAUGAAAAUACCUUUUGAGCAUCAUUUAUUUUGCAGACAUGGAUGCAUCAGGUUCAGCUUUGUCCCUGCAGCGUGGGCAGUCAUAUUGUACAUCAGUGGUCGCCUACCCGUCGAUCGCGAUCGACCGGUCGAUCUCGGAGACGUUCCCUGUCGAUCUCCAAAAUAAAAUGAAAAUAAAUUCAGAAACACAUUGUU
Molecule: messenger RNA, 1000 nt
Organism: Pseudoliparis swirei
Lineage: Eukaryota; Metazoa; Chordata; Actinopteri; Perciformes; Liparidae
Product: thialysine N-epsilon-acetyltransferase-like
Exons: 6
Coding region: 84-605 (173 amino acids)
Molecular function (GO): N-acetyltransferase activity
Source: RefSeq, a predicted model, not a curated record